ACUGCCGACUCUAUUCGACCUGCCCUGCUUUGCCUCCCCCCUCUCUAGACCUUCCGCAUGGGCUUUUAACCCCCCAAUAACUGCUCAGGUCGGUGAUAUGGACAAACACCGCCGCGAUGAGUCGCCUUCUGGUCUGUCAGAUAUUGUCGAGCAUGACGGUCUUCUAGGGACCGGCCUGACGACAUAUCGAGGCCUCGGGAGGAAAGUAACGUCGACAGCCGGGCAUUUAAUGGGCCCUACGGCCGACGGGAAUCCCGCCCAUUACCACAAUGCGAUGGCGGAUAUUCAGCGCGAGCUGCGGCGGCCCAACACGCAGCGCAGAGUGUUCGCCUUGACCCAAACCACGCCGACGGAUCUGGUCCGCUCCAAGCUGUCGACUUCCGAAAUCCAAUCGCGAGCUCUCUCCUCUCUACCCGACGACCUCCUUGCGAACAUCCCCGACGACAGCAGCUCCUACUCCCUGUUUGAAGGCUUCCAGGCCUCCCAAGACGAUAUUGAAUAUAGAAAGGCCCAUCGACGGCGCGUUUCCAAAUCGAAGAAAUUGUUGAAAGAUGGCGAAAACCGGGCGGCCCUUCCGUCCACCCCGGCGGACCUGAAGAAGGAACGCGAUCUGUUAAGUCGCCGCAUGCAACUGAUGGGUGUGCGCAAAAAUAUGUGCAGCUCGGAGAUACACGAUAUAGACAACAAGAUCGCGAACCUUCACAACAUGCGCAAGAUUGUUUUGGACCGGUUGGCUGGACUAGAGAUGGAGGAGGCGGAAUUGGAACACGAACUGACCGAGCUCGAAAAUAAACUUGAGGAUAUUGAAGAGGAAACACCGGAAGCUUCUGCUGUUAUGGGCACUCCGAAAUCAUCCGCAAACGAUGAAUCGAUGGGCUCCGAGGAUCCGGCCAUGGACGCAUCUUUCAUGUCGGAAUCAAUCUAUCAGAAGAUUCCAUCGCCGAAGAGCCUGAAGCACAAAUCAAAAAGAAAACGGUCUAUGCCUAUUCUACACGAGCACUUCAAUCCCGGAUCGUUGAUUAAGGAGAUGGAAGCGCAUACCGAUAUGGUGACGGCCAUUGAUUUUGACUAUCCUUUCGGCACAAUGAUCACCGCAGCGUUGGAUGAUACCGUGCGAGUUUGGGAUCUCAAUGUUGGAAGGUGUACUGGGUUUUUGGAGGGGCAUAACGCAUCGGUUCGAUGUCUCCAGAUCGAGGACAACAUCGUGGCUACGGGUUCUAUGGAUGCCUCAGUCAAGCUUUGGGAUUUGAGUCGCGCCCGCUCUAGACCUCGAAGCAGCCGCAUUAACAAGCAAGAGGACGAAGAAGACGCUGCUGACGAUGCUUCCCAAGUAUCCCAUUCAACGACGUUGGAGGAUUGCCACGUAUUUUCACUAGAUUCCCAUGUCGGUGAGACUCUGCGCCAAUGGGAUCUCGUCAAAGGACGUUGUGUACAGACAUUGGAUGUUCUUUGGGCUGCAGCUCAGGCGGAUACAUUGAAUGGAGACAGCACAUGGCGACCGUCCGGACGCGUACCAGACGCAUCUGCAGACUUUGUGGGGGCGCUUCAAUGUUUCGAUGCCGCCCUGGCUUGCGGUACUGCCGACGGCAUGGUCCGUCUGUGGGAUCUGCGCAGUGGCCAGGUUCACCGUAGUCUUGUUGGCCAUACUGGCCCCGUUACAUGCCUACAGUUUGAUGAUGUGCAUCUCGUGACGGGAAGUAUGGACCGUAGUAUUCGGAUCUGGGAUCUCCGUAUGGGAUCUAUCUACGACGCAUUCGCCUACGAUAAACCUAUCACUAGCAUGAAGUUCGACGCGAAGCGAAUUGUGGCUGCUGCAGGAGAGAGUGUGGUGAAGGUUUACGACAAGGCGGACGGCAACCACUGGGACUGUGGUGCCGGUGUUGGUGUGGACGAACAAGGACCGCUUCCUGCGACCGUUGACCGAGUGUGCCUCAAGGACGGAUUUCUCAUUGAAGGUCGCCAGGACGGUAUUGUUGGCGCGUGGACGUGUUAG
This is a messenger RNA of Aspergillus nomiae NRRL 13137, 1993 nucleotides long. RefSeq names its product WD repeat-containing protein (gene mdv1). Gene Ontology annotation, molecular function: protein binding. NCBI's taxonomy places the organism in Eukaryota, Fungi, Ascomycota, Eurotiomycetes, Eurotiales, Aspergillaceae. The annotation marks the transcript as partial. The transcript has 6 exons. The record is from RefSeq and is a predicted model, not a curated record.